AUGUCGAACAAACUUCAACGCUUCUAUAGUGUACAGAAUUAUGGUUACAUCGUUAAUGAAGCAAACGAGGUUACUCCUACCACUGUCCCUAAGCAUCCAAAGAAUUAUUUUCGGUCACUCUCUUACACAUUAUCAAAAGGUGAGAGAACCAUUGAUAAACAGGAGGAACAAGCGAAUGUAAUUGAUAAGUUAUUGAAAACAAAACUAACUCGUGUUGUAUCAAUACCAAACAAUGAUAGCAAGGAUAUUAUCAUUCAACCGAUAUCAUCACAUCAUACAACUAUUGAAACCGGCAUCACUCAUCAUGCAAUAAAGCCUGGUAGACAACGAUGGAGAUGGAAUUUAUUAUUUAAUUUACUCGUUUGGCUAAUUGUACCAUUCCCAUUGUGGAUACCAUUUCUGUCUAAUCAAUUAGCUCUCUACGUCAUACCAGUAAUUCAGACCAUUUUUGUAUUUAUGUGGGUGAUUAUAGCUAUAUUAGCAAUGAAAAAUGCCAUCAUCUUGUAUAUAAAUCGAACUCACAAUUUUAUUAAUGAUUAUUUAACAUCAUCCAUCACUAUUCGCCAUCUUGUUGCUAUUAGUUGCUAUAAAGAACCAGUUGAGCUGAUUCUACGCAGUAUUCAAACUAUAGCAAAUCAAACAGAAGUUAAACGAAUAACGAUGGUCAUCUCAUUCGAAGAGCGUACACCCAACGUCAAUGAAAAAUGCUUACAAAUUGAAAACAAAUUUAAAGAUUGUGGUUUUGAACGUUUAAUAUUUACGAUUCAUCCAUUUGGAAUUGAAAAUGAAAUACCGGGUAAAUGUUCGAAUGCUAAUUAUGGUUUACGAAUGGCUGUUGAACAAAUGGUCACAGAACAGCAAGAAAAAUUUGAACCGGAACAUGUCUUGGUGACAACAUGUGAUGCUGAUUCACAAUUUCAUCCACAAUAUUUGGCAGCAUUAACAUCAAAAUAUUUACAUGAUAAACAGCCGCUAACAACCAUCUAUCAAUCACCAUUAUUUUAUAAUUGGAAUUUAGAUGGUCUAUCUUUUGUAACACGCGUUACCGGUAUUCUUAGAAGUACAUUAAUGUUAGGAGCAUUGAUACCAUUUAAUAUAAACACAAUGAGUAUCUUCUCAUUUUCAUUACGUUUAGCGAUCGAUGGUAAUUAUGUUCAUCCAGCCUAUCAGAUGGACGAUAUUAUUUGUCUAAUUCGAUGGAUGGGCGUUACGCAGCGACGUUUAAAAGUGAGAAUGAUACCUGUACCCGUUCUAAGUGGUCCGACAUGUGGUAACACAAUUGAACAAGAAAUUAUGGAAUGGGCCAGACAAGCACGACGUUGGACAAUUGGAGCAGCUGAAGUAUUUCAUUAUUAUGUAAUUAAAGCAAAACGAAUGCCUUGUCUAUCAGCUCUUUCAUGGGGUAUGUGUUUUCUUAUAUAUUACGGUAUUCUUUUGUGCACAAGUGGUUUGUAUGGUUUGACAUCCAUAUUGUCUAUGUUUUUAAUUAUUAAAAAUGUACCAUUAUCAAUAAGUUAUUUCAUGUAUGCAUUAUUCUGUAUACAAAUGUUAACAUUUCUCGUAGCAUUUAUCAUUGACAUAUUUAUACCAAAAUUAUUAAAUGUUAAAGAAUGUAUAUGUUUUCCAAGAAAUUUAUUUCAUUUUUUAACAACACCAUUCGUUCUAUUAGGUUAUUCAUUAGUGGAAUUUUAUGCUUUACACGAAGUCGUUAUCCGUGGAAAAAAAGUUUGUAAACAUGGUGCAUCGAAUAAAAAUUCACUUGCCUCUUAA
Messenger RNA from Didymodactylos carnosus, 1770 nucleotides. The record is from the annotation of a GenBank genome assembly. Lineage: Eukaryota; Metazoa; Rotifera; Eurotatoria; Philodinida; Philodinidae.